AUGUCUUCGCCAUCUCGAAUCAAUGAUUCCGAUUCUGAAUCCGUUUCUUCUAUUGACAGCUUCGAUCCGCCCCCUACUGUCGAGACAAAGACUAUCACAAGGGGAGAGGCACUCAGACAAGCCGGAAACCUUUUUUAUCGAAAUCGGCAACCUGGGCUUGGACCGCGAACCUCUUCGAACCAAAAAUGGAAUUUGCACUAUGACCUUCAGAUGUUGAAUCAAAUCACCAAAUUCAUGGACGACGAUCUCGAAGAAUGGGAAUACACUGUCGAAACACCCAAUCGACGAAAGGACAUGCCAUGGUGCGGUAUCGGGGCCGACAUCCUUCGUUUCUAUGUAGCCGAUCUCAAGCCCCUUCGGAAGGGACUUCCAGAAGACAAACGUCGAACCAUCGUCAACAAUGUGCGACACGGUCUUUCUCUCUUUGCAGAUUUCCAUGAUGAAAGGGUCAACGCGGUUGAAAGAGAGGCGCAGGCGGCCAUUGCUGGAUUUGUUCUCCGGGAAGAGGCGGUCUCUGGCUAG
Messenger RNA from Fusarium venenatum, 522 nucleotides. NCBI's taxonomy places the organism in Eukaryota, Fungi, Ascomycota, Sordariomycetes, Hypocreales, Nectriaceae. The record is from RefSeq and is a predicted model, not a curated record.